AUGCGACAUCCCGCUGACUCGCCUUCAUGGAGAAAUAUUGAUUAUAGGUGGCCAGAAUUUGGUAGCGAAGCAAAAAACAUUCGCUUGGCUUUGUCGGCAGAUGGGAUAAAUCCACAUAAUAAUGGACUAACAAACAGAUAUACUUGUUGGCCGGUAGUUUUAGUAAUAUAUAACCUUCCUCCCUGGUUAGCCAUGAAAAGGAAGUUUAUGAUGUUAACAAUACUAGUUUCCGGUCCGCAUGAGCCUGGUAAUAACAUCGACGUGUAUUUACAGCCGUUAAUUGAUGAUUUAAAGAAGCUUUGGGAAGAAGGCGAACCAAAUGUGUAUGAUGCGCAUAGUAAAUCAUAUUUUACUUUGAGAGCAGUUUUGUUAUGGACAAUAAAUGACUUUCCUGCCUACGGAAACUUGUCUGGCUGCGUUAAUAAAGGUUAUAUGUGUUGUCCAGUAUGCGGGGAUGAUACCGUUGCUAAAUAUUUGAGCCAUAGUAGGAAGAUGUGUUAUUUAGGUCAUCGACGUUAUUUGCCUAGAAAUCAUCCUUAUAGGAGGCAGCGGGCAGCAUUUAAUGGAGAACAGGAGUUGGGGCACGCACGGCAACCUCUUUCUGGAGAAGAGGUCUUAGCGCAGCAAGAACGGAUUAAAUUUGAAUUUGGGAGGGAAGGAAGAAAGUCAAAGAAGGUGGACUGUCCAUGGAAGAAGAAAUCGAUUUUUUUUGAGUUGGAAUAUUGGAAGUUUCACCAUGUUCGUCAUUGUCUUGAUGUCAUGCACGUCGAGAAGAAUGUGUGUGAUAGUGUGAUUGGCACAUUAUUGAAUAUGAAAUUUAAGUCUAAAGAUACGGCUGCUUCUCGUCUUGACAUGAUUGAUAUGGGGGUCAGGGCUGAUUUAGCUCCUGAAGUCGGAGUUAGGAAGACCUACUUGCCUCCUUCUGUUUUUAAUUUGUCAAAGGCUGAAAAAAAGGUAGUUUUAUCAUCAUUAAUGCAUAUGAAACUUCCCUAUGGACAUGCGUCGAACAUAAAAAAUUGUGUUUCGAUGGAUGAAUUGAAGAUGUUUGGGAUGAAGUCCCAUGAUUGUCACAUCCUACUGCAGCAAUUACUUCCUGUCGCAAUUCGUUCGGUUCUUCCCAAACAUGUGAGGGUCACAAUAAUAAGACUAUGUUUCUUUUUUAAUGCUUUAUGCUGCAAAAUUGUAGACGUGUCGAAACUAGAUAAGUUACAAACAGAUGUCAUAGUGACCUUGUGUGACCUGGAAAAGAUCUUUCCAGCAUCAUUUUUUUAUGUAAUGAUACAUCUGGUAGUUCACUUGGUUCGGGAAUUGCGGUUAUGUGGGCCAGUGUUUUAUAGGUGGAUGUAUGCUUCUGAACGGUUUAAUAAGGUAUUGAAGAGUUACGUAAGAAACCAUUAUUAUCCCGAAGGUUGUAUAGCAGAAAGCUACCUCGGAGAAGAGUCGGUAGAAUUCUGCCAAGAGUUUGUUAAUCAAAGUUGCACCACUGCUGGUAUUCGCAAAGAUGCAGGAAAGCUAAGUGGUCCAUUAUCUGUUGUGAUAAUGAAAUCAAUUGAAGAAAAAGAGCGAGAUGAGGUGUUAGAUAUAAUUGAUGAUUACUAA
This is a messenger RNA of Daucus carota subsp. sativus, 1599 nucleotides long. RefSeq lists its product as uncharacterized. Lineage: Eukaryota; Viridiplantae; Streptophyta; Magnoliopsida; Apiales; Apiaceae. Bases 1 to 1599 code for a protein of 532 amino acids. The record is from RefSeq and is a predicted model, not a curated record. The transcript has a single exon.